AUGUCAGAGAGUACCUUAUAUAACCAGCCCGUGGUGGUGGACAAUGGCUCGGGGAACUUAAAGGCUGGCUUUGCAGGCGAGGAGAAGCCCAAAACUUAUGCCUCGGCCAUCGUAGGUCGACCGAAGUACCAAAAGCUAAUGGCAGGUUCAUUGAUUCCAUCAUCCACGUCUUUGCGAGCCGACACUACUACAGCUUCAGCAACACGAGCUACAACGACAUCAUCGUCAUCAAUAACGACAAGAACAACAGCAUCAGUAGCAGGAUCAUUUUCAAGCGACUCGGAUGUGUUUUUAGGCGACGCCGCCCAGAAUAAUCGGGGACUAUUGAGACUCAAUUACCCUAUAGAGCAUGGCAUCGUCAACAAAUGGUCGGAUAUGGAGUUACUUUGGGAACACAUGUUCACACAGGACCUCAAGGUGCACGCGGAGGAGCAUCCGCUUUUGAUAACCGAGGCGCCGCUCAAUCCACGCAGCAAUCGCGACAAGAUGUGUCAAGUGAUGUUUGAGAAGUUCAAUGUUCCAUGCAUGUAUAUAUCGAUCCAGGCUGUGCUUGCCCUAUAUGCCCUGGGUCGAACCACGGGCGUCGUCAUUGAUAGCGGCGAUGGUGUCACCCAUGUUGUGCCUGUUUACGAGGGCUUUUCCCUAUCUCCUUCUAUCAAGAGGAUGGAUGUUGCUGGAAGGGACAUUACGUCGCAUCUAUCGUUCAAUAUCAGACGCAUGUCGGGUGUGGCGUUGCAGAGCAGCUCGGAGCUCGAAGUUGUGCGGAUGAUGAAGGAGAGCUGCUGCUUUAUCUCCAAGGAUCCCAAAAGGGACGAGAAGUUGUAUCGAGCGUACUACAUGCGGCGGGGCGCGUCCUCGUCUAAUGGUGAAAUGUUUAGCUCGUACAAGUUGCCCGAUGGGCACGAGGUCAAUCUUGGCGUUGAGCGGUUUCGUGCCCCUGAAAUCUUGUUCAACCCCCAGCUCAUUGGCAACGAGAGUCCCGGUAUACAUGAGCUCACAUCGUUGGCUAUCGCCAAGACCGACUUGGACCUCCGGCCGACACUUUACCACAACAUCUUGCUCUCGGGUGGGAACACGUUGUUGAAAAACUUUGGCGACCGGUUAUUGAAGGAGUUGAAGGACGCCCAGGAUCAAACUAGAGAUGCAUCGACUUCGAUUUGGAACAAGUCAAUCACCGACGACACUUAUAAUACCAAGAUGAAGGUGAAGAUCUUUGCUCCGCCCGAGAGAAAGUACUCCACAUGGAUAGGUGGCUCCAUCUUGGCUGGUCUUUCUACGUUUAAGAAAAUGUGGGUUACAUCGGAGGAGUACAAGGACAAUCCCGAAUUAGUUCACACGAAAUGUCUUUGA
Lodderomyces beijingensis is the source of this 1350-nucleotide messenger RNA. Lineage: Eukaryota; Fungi; Ascomycota; Pichiomycetes; Serinales; Debaryomycetaceae. The record is from the annotation of a GenBank genome assembly.